This is a messenger RNA of Gryllus bimaculatus (two-spotted cricket), 2906 nucleotides long. Lineage: Eukaryota; Metazoa; Arthropoda; Insecta; Orthoptera; Gryllidae. The record is from the annotation of a GenBank genome assembly.
CCUCCGCUCUUUCGCUACGAAUAGCUAAGAGCGGGCGGCAGACGUCGGUCUGCAGGUGGGAAAGUGAAAACGGGGUGUGCUCGGUCAUUUGGACGCCUCUGGUUUUUGCGGAAGAUGCAUUCUCUGAACCUUCCAGAUGCGCCAACCGCAGAAGCUGCUUAACGCUGCAGCAGUGGCGGAGCACGCAAACAUUCCCCAGCAUCUAGCGGAAGCCUCCAAUCCCAGUGGGAAUGAAAACUAAACGUCAACUCAGAAAACACAGACUACUAGGUCCCCGUGGCGACGCCGGGAUCUCUGUGAGGACAGCCCGCCGCUUCAUCAUGUUUAGCUUCCACAAGCCCAAGGUGUACCGCUCGUCCACCGGCUGCUGCAUCUGCAGGGCGAAGUCGAGCAGUUCAAGGUUCACGGAUAGCAAAAAAUAUGAGGACGAUUUCAUGGACUGCUUCCAACUCCAUGAGCGUCGGUCUGGAGAAAUAUGCAAUGCGUGUGUCUUGUUGGUUAAGAGAUGGAAGAAACUGCCACCUGGCAGUGAACGCAACUGGCAUCAUGUUGUGGAUGCUCGUGCUGGGCCAGGAACGAAGUCGCUCACUAAAUUCAAAUCAAAAAAUAAAAAGAAGCUGAAAUUGAAACCAACAGAUCCAAUUCAAAAAGUAGAGAAACUGAUAAAGAAGAAGCACAUAUAUCUUAAAAAUGAUCGUAAUGGGCGUGAGCAGAGUCCUGGAGAGAAUAGCGAUGAUAUGGCUGGAGAUGAUUUUAUGUCUGAUAUGGGAGGCCACAGUAUUCCAUCAAGUCCUAAUCCUAGUGAAUAUAUUGCUCCCCGUACUGCUGCUGUGAAACAGAGAGUUAAAGCACGAUCUCCCCAUCGCCAUGAGAAAGGUACCAAGAGGCGAAUGUCACUCUCACCAGCUGUUAGCAGCUUCUUGGACAUGAGUUACUGGAAAAGGGAGAAAGUGUGCUGUGGAACAAUAUUUAAGGGUCCUUAUGGUGUAGUCAUUGUUGACCCUCGAUUUUUGAAGCCAUGCCAAGGCUGUCGGUCACCUCAUGUGCAACAAUGCAAUGCUCCUGCUGCUCCAAGGACACCCACCACUGGGGCAGAUGCUGGCAUGCAUCACCCUGCUUCAGGUCCGGAGGCUGGUGCAGCUGCCAGUGCUAGUAAUGGCGAGAGGAAGCGUGAUUACAAAUACAUGUGUCUUCAACGUGUUACUGCCAUCAGCCACUGUGUUCAAACAGAAUAUUUGUGUUGGCACAUGUGGGAGAGAAAAAGAUCUAGUCUUGAGGGAAAGCUUACCAUUAUUAGCAAAAAUCCUUUUCAUUACUGCUUAGAUAAAAAUUGUUGUGGUGUCCCUUGCCUGAGACUGACGUUUCUAUGUAUUCAUAUUCGAAGUACCAAUGUGAAUCUCGUGAAAGUAGACAGAAACUUUUUGUGUUGUGAAAGUAUUAUUGGUAAUACGUCAAGAGUUGUUAUUUUCUUUAAGUUGUGGAUGAGAUCCUGUAGUUUCUCUGUGUUAGUGCAAUAUUUUAUGGGAGAUAGUCCAAUGUCACAGUUGUUUCAAGAAAUAGAUUUUUUAAAUAAUUCAAGAUUCUUUGUGUGUUUGUCUCCACUUGUUAACUUGCUAGGGGGGGGGGAUAGUUUCAUUGAAUGUUGUCUAUUGGAAUUUAAAGAUUUGAUGAAUGGCAUUAAUAGAAUUUUUAUAAAUUGCCUACUUCACAUUUCUUACUCAGUGGAAAAUUUUUGUGAAUUUUUUUAUUGUGGUUUUUUAUUUUCUUGUUUACUUAUUUGUACAGAUGUCAUGAAAUUCCAUAAAAUGCAUAAUAAACACUACUGUAAGACAUUGAAAUUUGAAUUUUUCUUUGCAUUGUGUUCAAUGAAAAUCACACAAAGUUUAUUUAAAACUUACAUUGCAUGUUUUCAGAAUAAUAAGUUUUGUUAUGUCACAAUAAUUGUUUCAAGUCAUUUCAGUGUCUCGACCGUAUAUGAAGCAAAUGCACUUAUUAAAGUGACAAUAAUGAAGUUUAACCAAUUAAAACUGUUGCAAGAAGUUUGCGAUUGUAAAAUAAUUGUUUUAAAAUUGUUGAGGUUUCUUGUUACAGAAAAUUCAGAAAAAGUUUCGCAUAUUUCAAUGUUCAAUUACCAAAAAUCCAGUAUUACUUCAAAUUACUCUACAAUUUUUAUUAGGAAGCAGAAUUUGAAAAAUAGUAUUACAAUACUUAAUAGGUUUUCAUUGUUAUCCUGUCUACAGAGUCUGGGAGCUUACCAAUUGUAUAAAGAAAGUUGCUGGGCACUGCUGAAGUUAAAUCCUUGUCAUCUGGUUGAAAAAGCAUUUAUUUAUUUUAUUUAUUUUAUGUUCAACAUUUAUUUAAAUUUGCAUAUUGAAACAACCAUGAAAGUGAUCACUGUAUUGUGUACUGUAAAUGUUUAUGAUUUUUUGUGCGUGGUAGAGCUACUACCUCAUGCUCCCUUCCAUAAUGUAAUGUUACAUAUAUACAUUAUAAUAGAUGAUUAUUGGAAUAAUUUUCUUUGUUGUUUCAUUACAAUUUUGUGUGUUGAUUUUUCAUCCAUAUCUGCCUCUCCCAUACAUACUCUCUGGCCUCUCCUGUACAGGUUGCCCGGUUCCUGUGGUCACAGAAUCCAAGCUUUAGUUGGUAGUUUAAGUGUUCCUGAAAAGUUGAUGAAUAGUUCUCAGUUGAGUUUAAUCUCUGACAUUUCAUCGGCUAAUUUAAGCGCAUUUACUUACGGCAUCGUAUACAGUAAAGUGCGUGAUUCAACUCAGUACGUGAUAAAGGGGAGUGUUAAAAUCGAAGAAUGUACUAAAAAUGCCAUAGAAACAUUUGCAUGUUCUUUUACAACAUUGCCAACGUUGAAAACCACUGCUUUAAAGUUUGUGGAAACAAGACUUGAAACCUUC